GAGUAGUAGAUUGAGGUUUGUGUCGUGUGAACACAACACAUUUGCAGCGAUCUUUUGCAUGUACAGACAUCUGGGCCAAUGUCUGCGCAGACAGAUCGUUACGUGUGGACCGGGCUUUACAUGGAAGUGGUAGCUUCACGCAAAUCACUACACUAAAGUCACCUUUGGUGGCAUAGAGAAUCUUUGGACAGUAUGUUUAUUAUUUUCGUUCGAAAUUGUGGGAUAAUAACAGCUGUUAAUGUUGUGUUCCCGUAUAUGUGAUAAAAUUACAGUUACAUUUGCCGUGUAAUAAUGGAUAGUCAGGUAUCAAUUGAAGGAAGAUUUUUGGAUAUUGUUGAUGACGCAUGGCGUGAAGACAAACUUCCAUGUGAUGACAUAGAAGUUCCGCCGUUUGAAUUACCUGAUCCCGAAGCAGACAACGGCGAUUCACAUCUUACACUGAAAGAACAAGAACAGAAGUGGACCGACCUUGGACUAACUGUACCAACCGAACAUAGCCAAGGAUUUCCAAAUUAAAGUAACUGCUGUACAUUAUGGAGUUGCCACACAUAGGGAAGCAAUGUGCUCAUACAGACUGCAAACAGCUCGAUUUUCUUCCAUUCCAGUGUGAACACUGCAAGCAAAUCUUUUGCAAUGAUCAUUACCUGCCAGAUAGACACAACUGCAGUGAGCAGUGUGGCACUGAAAUUUCAGCAGUGCCUGUUAUCUCGUACAAGUGCUCUAUAUGUGACCAUUCCAGUGCUGUCCAGAUGAACUGCCCAGUGUGUUGCCAACAUUUCUGCCUGCAGCAUCGUCAUCACGGUUGUUUGGAUGACGAUGAUGGAAAGUUAAGACAGAGGGAUGUAAACAUAUGCAAAAAACAAUAUGAACUGGCAAAACAAGAAGCAGACAUAGAGGUUGAGUGGAGACUUUCACUUGCAAAGAAAAAGAACAACAAGACAGCAUUUAAAGUUCAGCUAAUGAAAUUGAAGAAUAAAGCAGUGGGCAACAAGGGGAUUCCGUCUGCAGACAGAGUUUACUUCAUGAUCUAUCCACCACUGACUCUUUCAAAACAAUCUGUUCCUGUUUUUGUUUCCAGCCAUUGGACUGUUGGAAGAGCUAUUGACUCCAUUUCUGAUUUGUGUGGUGUUCUUAAUCGAAAUAAUGAUGCUACAGCACCAAAGUUGAGGUUGUUUCAUUAUGAGGGUGGACAGCUACUUUGCGUGCAGGUGGAUAAGAAACUUAAUGAUUUAAUACAAGAAAAUGAUCUAGUGGAUGGUGAAUCUUUAAUUUUGGAGUAUGUGGAUGAUGUGAGUGAUCCACAUAAACAUUUGGAAAAUACAAAACAUUACAAAGUUUCAUAUGCUCUCGAAAAGUAAUACUGUUAUGUUUUACACAGAUGUAUGAAGAAAUGCAUUCACCAUUUUCUAGCAUUGUUAAUACUGAAUUUUGUACUUAUUAGCAAUAAAUUUAUAAUUGCUUACAGGA
Molecule: messenger RNA, 1467 nt
Organism: Schistocerca gregaria
Lineage: Eukaryota; Metazoa; Arthropoda; Insecta; Orthoptera; Acrididae
Product: AN1-type zinc finger protein 1-like
Exons: 3
Coding region: 534-1358 (274 amino acids)
Cellular component (GO): cytoplasm
Molecular function (GO): zinc ion binding
Source: RefSeq, a predicted model, not a curated record